Macrosiphum euphorbiae (potato aphid) is the source of this 243-nucleotide messenger RNA. The record is from the annotation of a GenBank genome assembly. NCBI's taxonomy places the organism in Eukaryota, Metazoa, Arthropoda, Insecta, Hemiptera, Aphididae.
AUGCCACCGAGAAGUUCACACGUGGACGCGGCGCACCGACCAGUCGUGCCGCCGCGUCCAAAGCCGUCGCAACUUUGCUUCCGCAUCGGUCAGCCUCGCGCGAAAUCGUCGUCAUCGCCACCGCCGGCGCCGCUGUUGUAUUUUUUUCUCCCCGCCAGAAAACCAAAAUUUUCCUUCGACACUGUUGACUUAUUGGAUUGGGAAGAAUCUGAAAUGAUAUCCAUGAGAAAUUGUUGGUGUUAG